This is a messenger RNA of Oikopleura dioica, 663 nucleotides long. Lineage: Eukaryota; Metazoa; Chordata; Appendicularia; Copelata; Oikopleuridae. The record is from the annotation of a GenBank genome assembly.
AUGCACAAUAAACUUGCUGUUGGCCUCAAAGGCGUCAUGGAAGACGCAACGGAAGAUAAAAUCUUCAUGGAAGCUCGUCAAAUAAACCUUGCCGUGUUCCAACAUAUUUCUUUUACUGAAUUCAUGCCAUUGGUAAUUGGAACCAACCUCUUCGACACUCCUGAUCUUUUCCCCCUUCCUCCAGGGCAACAAAUGGGGAGAGUCAACGACGAUGAUGCAGAUAACAACCCCGAAAAUGCAAAAUUUGGAUUCGACGGCUUUCCAAGCAAAACGGACCCUUCAAUUCGAAACGAGUUUGGGGCUGCUCUUUUCCGUUGGGGACAUUCGAUGCAAAGAUCUGAAAUUUUCGCCAUAAAUAAAAUGGGAACACGAAUCAAAACGGCAUUCUUGCGAGAUAACUUCUUUGAUCCACAAGUUCUAUCUGAGGCAUCGGGAGUAACACCAGGACAACUUAUCCGAGCAGCGGCGCGUGAACAACCGAUGAAAAUGAGCUCUAAAUGGAUUGAGGAUACCGUUCACAUGUUCUUCAAGCCUAAUUUUGCAUCUCAUGGAAUAGAUCUUCAAGCAAUUAAUAUCAUGAGAGGUCGGGACCACGGCCUUGCCUCUUACACGGAAGUAAGAGACCGAUGUAUGCAGCAUGGGUGGUAUAAAGAAAUUCUAUAA